Miscanthus lutarioriparius is the source of this 1428-nucleotide messenger RNA. Lineage: Eukaryota; Viridiplantae; Streptophyta; Magnoliopsida; Poales; Poaceae. The record is from the annotation of a GenBank genome assembly.
AUGGCUUAUCAAACUCCACUUGCGUCCCCUGUGAUCCAAAUGGUGAAACGAGUCCAGGGUAAAGAAAAGGAUUUGAACACCUCAGGCAUCAAAAAGUUAAUCCAUGAUCACUGCAGCAAUGAUUACAAUGUCCCCUACACCGUGGUGUCCAUUAUUGGUGCUCAAAGCAGCGGAAAGAGUACUCUGAUGAAUACCAUGUUUAAAACUGAGUUCCAGAUGUUGAACCAGCAAACACAAGGAAGGAGGGCAACAACUGAGGGAAUCUGGGCUGCAGUAUCCAAGGAUCCCAAUGCUAUUGUGUUGGAUAUAGAAGGAGCCGAUGGUCAAGAACAUCAAGAUGAUGCAGGAUUUGAGAAUCAAGCUGCAUUAUUUGCCUUGUCGAUAUCCGAUGUAAUAUUUUUUAACAUUAAUGUGCAGGACAUCGGUCGAAUGCAUGGUGCAAGUAUUCCUCUUCUCCGUACAAUAUUUCAGGAGAGACUAAAUCACAAUAUGCAUAGGACGAAAGUGGUGAUUGCUGUUCGUGAUUAUAACCACAAGAAGGCUUCUGAAUCAUUUCUGCGCCAACAAUUACUUUCACCACUGAAGAAGAUAUUCGACGAGUCAACUAAUAAGGAGAAAAUGUCAACAAAGUACUACGAUACAUCCGUUGAAUUUUUUCCACACUUUGACUAUGACGAGAGAGCAUUUCAAAAAAAGUGUCAAGAUAUAAUUGCUCAGCCUGGGUUUUUAAAGAAAAGACAACAAAAUUGGCCAGUUGAUGAAUUUCCAAAUCUCGCAGAGAAGUUAUGGAAGAGCAUUCUGCAAAAUGAAAAGCUUAAUAUGCCAUCUUACUGGGUACUGCUAUCUCGGGAACGCUGUGAGGCAGUCAUGAAUAAAAAACUUUUGUCACUGCAAGCUAAUGAUGAUUACAAAUCACUACUUACAGAAGGUUACCGGACUAUUUCACCAAUUGAGUUUCACGCUGCUGUUAAAAGAAUCCUGCAAACUAUCCUUCAUGAAUACAGCGAUGCUACGAAAUAUUUUGACGAAGAACAAGCAAAUAAAGUGAAGGACAAUCUAAGGACACAAAUUAUACGUGAUGCUGAACCAGGAUUCAUGAGAGCAUUGGACAACCACGUGGAAGUAUUUCUUACUAAUGCUACUGAAGAAAUUAAAAAAUGUAUGGAGAGAAAUCUAUUUGAAGACAUGGAUGGCGUGGUUACGAAACAAAGUAUGAAUUUCAUGCAUCAAAUACAAGAUCUGGAACUGUACGAUGAUAUAGCUGGAGAAUGUCAGCAAGUUGAGAAGAACCUUAGGGUUCUUACCAGACAAAUCCGGAACCGCUGUGUGAUGAAUUUUGUUGGCCGGUAUGCAAAAAAAUUCCUUCUGAUGGCUGGGCAACUCACAUCAAUAGGUGUAACUUUGGGAGGCGCAUUUAUUGGCAAUUAA